Molecule: messenger RNA, 1899 nt
Organism: Seminavis robusta
Lineage: Eukaryota; Bacillariophyta; Bacillariophyceae; Naviculales; Naviculaceae
Source: the annotation of a GenBank genome assembly
AUGAUGCUUCGAUUGGCGCUUGUGGCCCUCAUCUCACUCCAGAGCGUUGUUGCCCAGCAAGCUGAGUGCGAUGGCUAUGGCUACGGCCCGGAUGUUUUGACGACCCAAUUGGGAGUGGAGAUGCCCCAGAACUGUUAUGAGGAAGACGAGACUGGCAACACGCGUUGCUACCACACCUAUGUGCCUCCCUGUGCCGAGGGCAAGCCCAGUCCUCUUCUCAUGAUUCUUCAUGGCAGUCAAAGCUGUCCUGUUGUGAAUGCCAACGAAAAUGGUUGGAUCCAAAAGGCACAAGAGGAGUGCUUUGUCAUCGUUUACCCAUUGGGGAACAUGGUUCAAUUAUCGUCCUUUGAACUCGAAAUGAAUUGUUGGGAGGUCCCUGGAGGUUUGAACCUGCCGCCUGCACCCAUUCCCGAUGGCCCAGUGGCUGACCCUUGUUGUUGCUCAACCGAGGAAACGUCGGUUCCAGGCAGCGUGGACUUGGACUUUCUCCACAAGGUAAUUGAAUCCGUGGUAAUGGAAGAAAUGGUCGAUGUGUCCAGGAUUUAUCUCUCGGGUCACUCCAACGGCUGCAUCUUGGCCCAUGCAUAUCUUCGCACCUACUCGGAUAUUGUGGCGGCCAUGAGCUGUACUGCCGCCCCUGCCAUUACGCCUAUUCCAGACUCGUACAACCCUACUCCACAACUAAGCAUUCGAGGUCAGUUGGAUGAAAUUGUGGCUUAUGACGGAUUAUUCAUUGAUGACUUGUUGUUUGGGGAGUUCUUUAUCUUUCCAAGUGCUGAAGCAUGCUUUGAGGAGUACUUGGAAGCGAAUGGAUGCCAGGGCCCAGAGGAUGCUGAUUCUACCACAGUAGCCGUGCCUGAAAUGGAUCUCCCCGGUGUGACUGCCACAAUGGAACAUCGCAAAGGUCGGGGUUGCGCGGCUGAUACCGAGCUGGUCAUUCUCAACACGGCAGGACAUGCCAUUGUCAACAAUGACGUUGAAGACAACCCACUAGCUGCCACUACAACCGUGGAUAUCACUUCUCUCAUGUGGGACUUUGUGGCUCGUCAAUCUCGCAGUGAACCUGCUCCGCUUACCACGACUGCUGCACUUACCGCCACUGUGGACGCAGGAGGAAAUGAAACAGACACUGCUGACGGUGAGCCAGACAUGGCUGACGCAGGAGGAAAUGGAGCAGACACUGCUGACAGUGAGCCAGACAUGGCUGAGGCAGGAGGAAACGAAACAGACACUGCUGACGGUGAGCCAGGCAUGGCUGACGCAGGAGGAAAUGGAGCAGACACUGCUGACGGUGAGCCAGACAUGGCUGAGGCAGGAGGAAACGCAACAGACACCGCCGACGGUGAGCCCACCGCUGCCAAUGCAGGAGGAAACGGAGCAGACACUGCUGACAGUGAGCCAAGCAACUCUUCUGAUAAUACAGAGGGCGAAUCCAUUGGAGUUGUUGGUGCGGGGUUAAAUGCAUUGGUUCUUUCCCUUGCUUUGCUCUGCUCCUUCUUGGCCUACUGAGGGCAUCAAAAAUUGUGGCACCGUUCCAAGAAUAAUAAAGUCGUAUGGUUCUACUUGUUGUUACACCACUUACGACGAUGUAAUACGAUAAAGAUAGGAGAACCCAAUACGUCAAUCGUUCGGUUCUACUUGUAAAACUGCUUUCACCUAAACCUAACGGGUACGGUAGACUACGCCUGUUGCAUUCCGGGUAUUUUUGAAACCUCUUUCUUGCAGCACAAACCAACCAGUGAGUGUGGAAGCAACCGUGGGCUCAGGGAAUAGCAAGUAAGUUUCACACUGGUUGGCAAGUGGUGCACCAAGGCCCGAGUUACAAAAGUCUUGAAACGACUGGACUCUCCCUCGAAGGAACCGCAACAGCUUCGUAGAAGAGAAGGUGAACAGCUUCGU